Messenger RNA from Cyprinodon tularosa, 2249 nucleotides. Its product is annotated as glucocorticoid modulatory element-binding protein 1-like. The coding region runs from base 545 to 1933 and encodes 462 amino acids. Gene Ontology annotation, cellular component: nucleus. The record is from RefSeq and is a predicted model, not a curated record. Gene Ontology annotation, molecular function: RNA polymerase II cis-regulatory region sequence-specific DNA binding; DNA-binding transcription activator activity, RNA polymerase II-specific. Lineage: Eukaryota; Metazoa; Chordata; Actinopteri; Cyprinodontiformes; Cyprinodontidae. The transcript is spliced from 10 exons. Gene Ontology annotation, biological process: positive regulation of transcription by RNA polymerase II.
CAGCGCAGGAACACACCAAACAUGCCGCUCCUGUGUGAAGUAGGUUAGCAGCAAGAAUGAAAGUCAUUAAAUAGUGCAGCAUGUUUUAUGUAGAAUUGUGUGUUUUUUAGUAGUAGUGAACGAAUUUAAAACUUGGAUAAAUAAAAUAAUGACAGUGGAGCGCAGCCCCAGCCUCACGGGAGCAGUUUGACCGAGUUGCAGAUCGCGUGCCAACAGAGCGCUUCUCGUGACAGCGGGACAGAUGCUUCUCAGGCAAAUGCUGCUUUGGCUGCAGGAAGGGCAGCGACACAGCGAGACUCCACUCUAACGAGAGGACAAAACUAGAUUUAACAUUUCAUUAAAUAUUUUGCAUCGUUUUAAACGUAGAGUAGCUCAACGAGAAGUAAAAUCCGGCUAGGUUUGUUGUUGUUGUGUUCCUGUGAAGAUGGGACAGGAGCGCCCGGCGGAGUGUGCGUGAUGCCGCACCAACAGACGUCAGUGAGGCGGUGAACAGGGUUGAAAAGGCACGCAACUCUCUGGCAUGCAGCCCUGUUGGUGAGAAGUGAUGGCUGCUUCCACAGAGGUCACUGAGCCUUCAGGACAAAUAAAGAUGCUUAAAGGAGAAGCUGAGGGGUGCAUGGGUGACGACCAUAGGAGACGAGUCAUCCUGCAGCGAAAUGGGCUGAAUGAUGUCACUGCUGGGACCACCACCACAGUCUUUGCCAUAGAGACCCAUCAAAGUGACUGUAAAGCAGAGGGAAGAAAGACGGAGUACGGCUACCCAAUCACUUGUGGAGAAAGCAGAGCUGUGCUGCUGUUUAAGAAGUUUGUGUGUCCUGGGAUCAAUGUUAGAUGCGUUAAGUUCAAUGACCAACUCAUUAGUCCCAAGCAAUUUGUAGACUUGGCAGGAAAAGCAACUCUGAAGGAUUGGAAGAGAGCCAUCAGAGUGGGAGGGGUUAUGCUCAGGAAAAUGAUGGACUCUGGCCAGAUAGAUUUCUACCAGCAUAAGUCCAUGUGCAGCAACACCUGCCGCAGCACCAAGUUUGAUGUGCUGAUGAACAGCACGCGGCCUCCUCCAGGGACCUUGGUGGAACCGAGCUUGUUGUGUUCGGCUCUCGAGCCUGUUGGAGGACAGCUGCCUGCUGUGACAGGAGAAACGGGUGAUGCAGAUGUUGUAGAGGAGAAUUUGGAGAAAAUGUUUAUUGCAGCAACAAAGCAAAGAAAUGGUUCAACACAACAUGUAAGCUCAACAGAAAUCAAUGGGCAUCCUUCUAAGAUGAAGAGGACUGACAAACUCUACGAAGUGAUGAGUCUUUGGCGAGGCGUAGCAGAAUCUGGGCUGAUUGGCGACGUACUGUCUGGUCUCUACUCCAAACUGGUGACCGCUCUUAAAGGUGUGGAGCUUCGCAGUGAGAAGGAUAGCCUGCAGGAGACAGAUGCUCUUAUACUUAACUCCCUGUGUGAAAUGUUUGGGCUUCUGGACUCCGUGAAACAAGCUCUGGCCCUCAGGUGCACCCAGAACCAAGAGAGUAACAUCCAUCACGUGCUGGAAGAAGUCUCAGAGGAACACCAGAAGCAGAGCUGCAAUCAAAGAAGAUCUUAUAAAAUUUCAUCCUUGAAACACCUCCGACCUCACGGUCAGAGCCAGCAGAAAAGAUGCGUGCACAACCUGCUGUCGAAUGAAAGGACGAAUACAGUGAUCUAUCCCCUUCCUUUUACUGGCUUAUCUGCUUCAUCUCACGCUCAGGUCUGCAGCCAUUUCUCUGCCCCCGCUGGCCAGAGUCACCUUCUUGGAGCCGGCAGGACAGACGGAGUGAGCCAAAGUGGCAACGAGAAAAAAGAUACCUCUGGAAAGAACAAAGGGACGAAACAGAAAACGGAGCUUCUUGUUGGAGAUGGUCUGACUAGAUAUGAGGAGGCGAAAAGCUCACAUGACACUGAGAAGCUUAAGUAGAUUCUAGCAGCCCUUACUGAGAGGAAAUGAAGAGACUGAAUAAAGAGCUGCAGCAAAGAUUCCACACUCUGCUUUUAUGAUGUAAAACAAACUUCCCUGAUUAGGAGGUAUUCUGGCUGUUAGCAUCUUUAGAUGUAUGGUAGGUAUGCAAAUCGGUUUGCACAGAAGGUCUAAAAAUUCCCUAAAAAAUAUCCAGAAGAGUGUCUUACCGGAGGUUCUAACCUUCCCAGCUAAAAACUUAAGUAAUAAAAAUGUAUUGGCUGUCUGAUCUAUAAUGUGCAUUGCUUUUACCCUGAUAUAUUGUUUUUCCAUUCAA